Molecule: messenger RNA, 461 nt
Organism: Etheostoma spectabile (orangethroat darter)
Lineage: Eukaryota; Metazoa; Chordata; Actinopteri; Perciformes; Percidae
Product: serine protease inhibitor Kazal-type 1-like
Exons: 4
Coding region: 30-353 (107 amino acids)
Molecular function (GO): protein binding; serine-type endopeptidase inhibitor activity
Source: RefSeq, a predicted model, not a curated record
GCUCAACAGGUGUUGUAUAAAAGGUAAACAUGAUGUGUGAUACUAACACCUGCUGCCAACAGACACUUGUCCACACACACACAGAAGACAUCAUGAAGCUGACUGUCCUGCUCUGUUCUGUUCUGCUGCUCUCUGUCUCUGUCCUUUCCCAGGGGGAUGGGACUGUGGGCCCUCAGGCUGAAACCGAAAAGCUUGGCUGUGCGAAGUAUGAAGGUGGACUCUGCACCAAGGAGUUUGAUCCAGUGUGUGGCAGUGAUGGACGCUCCUACAGCACUGAAUGUGUUCUCUGCCAGCUGAACAGCCUCCAAAAGACGAAUGUCAAAGUGGCAAGCAAAGGGGAGUGCCCUCCUUAGCGGACUGUGGUGCCCAUUGACACACACACAUACACACACACACCUCUGGCUAUGUAAUAUCCAUUCCCUGUAUCUUGCCUUAUCAAUAAAGUUACAUACGGCAACAUG